AUGAGAAAUGAAAGCAAAGAAACACAACACAACACAACACAACACAAACAUUCUUCAGGAUUGGCAUCUAGGGACCAGGUCUUUGUUUCAAGAGAAGAUAAUACAAAACAUAAAAUCAAAGCUAUCACUUUCCUACUUUUGAAAAACCAGAAGACAGAUUCCCUGCAAUUCUCUAAAGCUAUCGAGAUCUCUAAUGAGCAUGCGAGCAAUCUUGACAGCCAAAUUGUACUUGAUGCAGAUAUUUUUCUGUCGAUUCUUCUCAAGUUACUUUCUUUUGUCAACUUUGCUGAUUCAUGUACCAAUCUAAAUUGUUUGGAGAACAUGGACGGGUCAGAGGUUAUGCAUCGUUUGUGGAAUCGGGAUAUUGCUUCUGUCCUGAACUUCCGAUAUAUACUUAACAAUCUGAGAUGUGAUGGGACUAUAUCUGUAAGGUUCACCCGCCUCAUUCGGAUCGGACGUAUCAGAAGAAAAGCAGAAGAAGAUCUCCAGGAGGGUCGUCGUUUGAGACAAAGACUGACUAGACUUCAAAGAAGAUAA
This is a messenger RNA of Phycomyces blakesleeanus NRRL 1555(-), 537 nucleotides long. RefSeq lists its product as hypothetical. The transcript has 3 exons. Lineage: Eukaryota; Fungi; Mucoromycota; Mucoromycetes; Mucorales; Phycomycetaceae. The coding region runs from base 1 to 537 and encodes 178 amino acids. The record is from RefSeq and is a predicted model, not a curated record.